UCAGUUUCCCUCUACACCGGUUACCUGUCUGUCUCGGGUAAGUGUGUUGUCACAGGGGCUGUGUCUAUUCCAGUUAUAAUGCUACACACCCGUCCUACUGUGUACAGGAGAGAUGGCGACCUCCCAGAAGUUGACAGAACAUUUCCUGACAUGCACCAUAUGUACAGAGGUGUUUGACAAGCCCUGUACACUUGUAUGUUAUCACACCUUCUGUCGGAAAUGUGUCGUCAACUACACCAAAACCAAACGGGAAGCCAUCAGUGCCAAGUCUCUCCUGUGCCCAUUCUGUAGGAAGAUGACGAAAGUGUCUGACCCCGAGAGACCAGUGGAGGAGUGGGCGGAUGACGUCAAGCCAAGCUUCGUCAUCCAGGGACUGUUGGACUCGUUUGGCCCCGGAUCUAAAGAUACAACUAACUGCAGUUAUUGCAAGGAGGAAGGGGAGACAACUCCAGCUACAUCUUGGUGUUCUGUUUGUGACGACGCACUAUGUGAACAAUGUACAAGGAUGCACCAACGAAUCCCCUCUUUCCGUCACCAUGACAUAAUUGACCUGUCUGGAGAGACAAAGGUCAAGGUCAAGAGAAAGGUCAUGUGUAAAGUUCACAAGGACGAGAAUAUCAAAUAUCUUUGUAAAGAUUGUAAAACAGCUGUUUGUCAAACAUGCUGCACCAUCCAUCACAGGAAAUGUGAGAUGGUUGUUGAAAUUGAGUCAGAUAUUCCUGCAAUCAAAACCGAGCUGAAAAGGAAUAAAGAGAAUUUGCUAAAGAAACACGAUGAGAUGAAAACAUAUGUUGGAAAACAAAACUCCAUUGUCAAAGAAGAAUUGGCGCUAUAUAUACAAAUAGAAUCAAGUAUCAAGUCUGCAAGUCUCACAGCAAUACAGAUGAUCAAAGUCAAGGAACGAAAACUUCUGUCUGAACUGAAAGAGAUGUCUGACAGACACAUUGGGCAACUGAAGGCAGACAUAAAGUCAGGUGAGAUGUCAGUACAGAUGUACCAACAACAGACUGAGCUGAUAGACCAGGCUCUACAAUCUGAGUGUGACAUGGAUGUGUAUGAGAUGUAUCAGGGAUGUGAGGCCGGUGAUGUUGAGGCUGUCGGAGUCGUAGACGUGAAGGAGAAGGGAAGAAUAGACAGGAUAACAUUCAGACAGGACACGGACAAGCUGAGUAGAACACUGGAAGAUCUCCCUCUGGGUGAGAUACACGUCCAGUAUGACGAUGUGCUGGACCUGAAGGCUGCUCCUGUGUUACAGGACACUAUUACUGUGCUGGACCUGAAGGCUACCCCUGUGUUGCAGGACACCAUCAACGUGACAGUAGCAGGAGAUGUAGGUGGAGAAGACCUGAUUGACUUGACGGUGUUAGAGGUGAAUGGUACAGACACAGUGGUAGUUACAGACUACAACAACAAAUGUGUAAAGUCCUUCUUCACCAGGAACAGUCAGCCAGGUCACAGCAAGCUCAGUCUGGAAAGUGAACCAUGGGGUAUAACAAGGCUGAAACACAACCAGGUGGCUGUCGCUGUGUGGGAUACCAGACAGAUUGUAACAGUUGAAGUGAACCCUGACCUGGUGCUGCUGUCGACCAUCACAACCAACAAACAGUACUGGGGUAUAACGUCUCUGACACCAUCAACACUAGCUGCAAGUUCCUACUCCCCUCCCUGUGUUGAUAUCCUGGAUAUGUCGGGACACAUGCUGAAGUCAGUUUGGUCUGGUCACAGAGGUGGAGACAUCUUAAAGUCUCCCAGCUUCCUCUGUACCACGAGGACGGGAAACAUCCUGGUGUCGGACUGUGGAACCAAGUGUGUCGUAUGUCUGACCCCCGAGGGAGAUGUGGUGUUCAACUACAGACCUACAGGAGACACAGCACUGAAGUACCCACGCGGUAUCACAAGUACCAGCACAGGCGACAUCCUGGUGACAGACUCCCUACAACACAGAGUCAUCCAUCUGACAGAGUCAGGAGAGUUUGUUAGAAACAUACUGACAUCACAGGAUGGUGUCCAGUAUCCACUGGGACUGUGUGUUGGUGGUCGUGGUCGUAUGUACGUUCAUACAAAUGGAGUGAAGGUAUUUACAUUCUGUAAGUGAGUGAACAUGUCACAAUUUCUUUCUUUAUGUUAAAUAUAGAUGUUACCUGGAUAGAUAUGAUGUGAUGCACUGUAGGAACAUUUGACUUUUGAUGUGAACGUGACGAACCAAACCUGUUGUAGAAAGACACAGCUUGUAAUGUAAUGAGGGUCUGUGGGGUAGCCUAGUGGUUAAAAUGUUCGCUCCUCACGCCGAAGACCCGGGUUUGAUUCCUUACAUGGGUACAAUGUGUGAAGCCCAUUUCUGGUGUCCCCUGCCGUGAUGUUGCUGGAAUAUUGCUAAAAAGCUAAAAGCGAUAUAAAACCAUACUCUCUCACCUACUGGAACGUAAUGUAAUGUAAGCAGCCAUUACUUCUACUUUAUAUUCAGAUAUAUUGUCUCAGUAACAAUGUGUGGUCCAAAAUCAUGUAGAAUAUUGAUAUUUUGAGUUGUAAUGAUUUUGAAUAAUUCUUUCUUUAAGUGACUUUGAUGAACAAUUGUUUUACAAAAUGUACUGAAUGGGUUGUAGGUCUUAUUGCAUGUUUAACAGCAGUUUUCACUCUCUU
Haliotis rubra (blacklip abalone) is the source of this 2640-nucleotide messenger RNA. RefSeq lists its product as uncharacterized. Gene Ontology annotation, cellular component: nucleoplasm; chromatin. The coding region runs from base 113 to 2095 and encodes 660 amino acids. Lineage: Eukaryota; Metazoa; Mollusca; Gastropoda; Lepetellida; Haliotidae. The record is from RefSeq and is a predicted model, not a curated record. Gene Ontology annotation, molecular function: ubiquitin-protein transferase activity; protein binding; zinc ion binding. The transcript is spliced from 4 exons. Gene Ontology annotation, biological process: positive regulation of DNA-templated transcription.